Molecule: messenger RNA, 2296 nt
Organism: Amphimedon queenslandica
Lineage: Eukaryota; Metazoa; Porifera; Demospongiae; Haplosclerida; Niphatidae
Product: interaptin-like
Exons: 9
Coding region: 4-2169 (721 amino acids)
Molecular function (GO): protein binding
Source: RefSeq, a predicted model, not a curated record
AAAAUGGCCGCUGAAAGCCCCGGAAAAGGUCAGUCCAUAGAUUAUGAAUAUCAACCAGUGAAGAGGGAUGGACACUGCGUUAUACGGGUUGGAGACUACCUGUAUAUGUGGGGUGGGAAACAGCCUGAUUUUCCUGAAGUGCAUAAUAAUGAAAAGAAGAAAUCAUUGUGUUCUAUCAUGGAGGUCUGCCACUUGGUGACUGGUAGGUGGGAGCAGAAACCCACCACUGGUAAUCCUCCACUGGGUGUUGUUGGCUAUGCAGCUGCUGCUAUUGGAAAUGAAAUAUUUUAUUUCGGAGGCUAUUGCAACCAUGUUAAUUGUUUUCACAAUAGUUUAUACAGUUUUUGUGUUGACACCUUCAACUGGAAGGAACUCUCUCCUACUACAUCUUGUCAUGGUCCUGUGAUGAAGUGGCGCUGUGCAAUGAUAGCAAUAAAAGUCAACAGUGAAGACUAUCUUGUAGUAAUUGGGGGAUCAGGACCACCAUAUAAUAAUGCACCAGAACAACCUGGUGCCCAGUAUAGUCGUUGGUAUAAUAAUGAAAUACAUUUUUAUGAAGUCUCAUCAGGUGAUUGGAUAUUACCAACUGUGACUGAAGACAGACCACCUCCUAUUGAUUCUUUUACUUUAACAUCAAUUAAUAAUUCCAGUGCUAUAUUUUUUGGAGGUGAAACUGCUAAUGGAUUCAGUAACAAUGUAUAUAUUGUUAAUUUUACUGAUACAUCAGUAAAUUUUUCAAAGUUAUUUAAUCCUGGAGGAUCAGUACAAUGGCCUAAGGAAAGACGUGCUCAUUCCAGUGUAUUGAUUAACUCUAGCUCAGGACCACACCUACUAGUAGUGGGUGGUAGUAAUCAUGAUCUUUGGAUAUUUGAUUUUAAAAAUAAAUCAUGGAAGGAACUGUUUAAUGUACCAGACAGUGUCACUGAUAGAUAUGAUCAUUCUCUUUCCAUAUUGAGUGUGACACCAACCACUAACUGGAUAGUUGUGUUUGGAGGGUUCACAUCGUACACUGAUACAGCAGUUAUUGAACUCAGAUAUACUAGUAAUAGUGAUUGGUCUACUAGUAUAAUACGUCUGGACCAGUAUAAGGAGAAACUACAAGAAAGGAGAAGAGAAUGGGAAGCAUCACAAUCAGUACAACCUGAGGAUAGAAGAGAAAUAGAUCGUCUGAUGCAUGUACUACAAGAAUUGGAAAAGGAACUACAGGAGGAGAGAAGAGAAAAUGAACAAGUCAUAACUACACUACAGCAACAACUUCUAGGAAGAGAACAACAACUUCAACAAGCACAGCAACAAAGAGAAGAAAGAGAAAGGCAAAUUCAGGAUCUUCAGCAACAGCUUCAAGAAAGAGAGAGGGAAUCAGAGCAACAAAGACAAAAAAGUGAAUGGGAGGUUGAACUGGGCAAGGAAAGAGAACAGGAUCUUCAACGGCAGCUUCGAGAACAAGAUCAGCAUCUUCAACAAGCACAGCAACAUGAACAAGAAAGGGAGAGGGAACUUCAACAGGCAAGGAAAAUAGAAAUUAAUGCUUUGGAAAGAGAGCAGGAUCUUCAACGACAGCUUCGAGAAAGAGAGCAACAGCUUCAGUGGGAAAUUCAACAGGGUGCAGAAAGAGAACAGGGUCUUCAAGGACAGCUUCUACAAGCUCAACAGCAGCUUCAGGAAACUCAAGAAAGAGAGAGAGGCCUAGAGCAGCAACUAAGAGAGAGAGCCAGACAUUCAACAAAUGCUACUACUUCCUCCUCCGCUAAUGUAGUACAUGAUUCAACGUCAGUAUCAUCCACUGAAGGAGCUAGAUCAUCUGCUACUGUUGAUGUCAAUAAAGUAAAGAAAGUGAUCAAUAAUGUUCUUGUAUUUCAUUAUGCUGAUCUCAGUUCUUUGAAUACAUCCCUCUUAAAUCUUGCCAGUCAGUUAUUUGCAGCUGGUCUUAUUAGUGAUGAAGUCAGAGAGACUCGUAGCAUGGAAAAAUUUAUAACCGAGUUCAAGGCUAGUCUUAAUUUUAAGAGGAAGUUACCUAAAGUGCAGGAGCACUGUCAAAAGUUCUUAAACUCAUUCAUUGCUGUAAGAGGCAGUUAUGCUGAUGCAGCAGAAGCUUUAGGUGAGGACUGGAUUGAAGCUAUUAGGAAUGAACUGGGGUUUGAUUUUAAUAUUGAGAUUGAUGUUAGAUAGUAAUGUAAUUGAUUUUGCUUGAUUCACUUAGGUUCUUUUAUUAUGCAUGUUUACAUUUUAUAUGGCCAAUCAUGGAAAAUUUUUUGGGUAUAAAUUUUUUAUAUAAUGUGAGUUUUAUGAAAAUUGA